GCGAGGUAGUCUCCGCUCCGGACACAGAUCAGCUUUUUGCUGCAGAGAAACCCUCGGGACAGCUUCCAACAUGUCGGUGAAGGAAAAGCUUGACCAGUUGUUGCCCUUGUUCGAGCAACUGACCACGCUCACAAGGGAACAGCUGCCGCCUGACCAGCGAGAUGCCAGACUGAUUGGUGUUGGAGUUCUGCCCAGAGGAACCCUGUUCUCUUGCUUCCACACGAAGCACCUACAGGAAGCCACCAAACUGUUCUUGGCUCUAUACUCUGCUGCUGACUUCGCUGAUUUCUUGGCUCUCGCCAAGCAGGCCCGAGAAGUAGUAAACGAAGGUCUUUUCGUUUAUGCUCUGUCCGUAGCUGUUGCUCAUCGAGAUGACUGCAAGGGCGUCACCCUGCCCCCCAUCCAAGAAGUCUUCCCUGACAGAUUCAUCCCGGCUGAAACAAUCAAUCUUGCAACCAAGGAAGCCAAAAAUAAGCCCACUGAGGACAUCGUGGUUGAAAUUGAAGAUACUGGCAACAUUCUUGAACCAGAAUACAAACUGGCCUACUUUAGAGAAGAUGUCGGUAUUAAUGCUCACCAUUGGUACUGGCACGUCGUGUACCCAGCCUAUUGGGAUUCAGCUGUUACUGGUAAAGUGAAAGACCGAAAAGGAGAAUUGUUCUACUACAUGCACCAGCAGAUGUGCGCAAGGUACGAUUGCGAGAGGCUAUCGAACGGUCUCCAGCGUAUGGUUCCCUUCCACAACUUCGAGGAAAGACUUGAAGGCUACGCUCCUCAUUUGACCUCUCUGGUCAGUGGAUUGCACUAUGCCUCCAGACCACAGGGCUUCAGCUUGAGGGACUUGACCGAUGUCGAUGUGCAAGACAUGGAGAGGUGGAGGGAACGAAUCCUGGAAGCCAUCGAUCUGCAGCACGUACAUGGUGAAGACGGCAAGGAAAUCGCCCUGGAUGAAGCCAAUGGUGCCAACAUUUUGGGAUCCAUCAUUGAAGCUAGCUCCGACUCGCCAAACAAAGGAUUUUAUGGAUCCCUCCACAACUGGGGACACGUGAUGAUGGCUAGAAUGCAUGAUCCUGAUGGCAGAUUCCAAGAAAACCCAGGAGUUAUGAGUGACACUUCAACUGCCCUUCGUGAUCCAAUCUUCUACAGAUGGCACAGAUUUGUAGACAACUUGUUCCAGGAAUACAAACUAACUCUGAAAACCUACACCAAGGAAGACUUGACCUUCGCUGGAGUGAAAGUUGUCAGUGCUGAAAUUCAAGCUAAACAGAACAAUGUGGUGACAACCUUUAUGAAGGACGAUCUGUUGGACCUUUCUCAUGGUAUCAAUUUCGGCACAGGCAAGAAAGUUUCGGUAAAGUACCACCAUUUGGAUCAUGAGCCCUUCUCCAUCAAUAUCAACGUUGACAACACCACUGGAGCUCCGAAACACGCCACUAUUCGAGUGUUCCUUGGACCUAAAUUCGACGAACUUGGAAAUCGUUUGGUUCCUGAUGAACAGAGACGGCUCUUUAUUGAACUCGACAAAUUCCACAAAGAACUGGCUCCCGGAAAGAACACACUCAGCCGAAAUGCUAUUGAAUCCGCCGUGACUCUGGCUCACACAUUCACCUUCGACGAACUGCAAGCAGGUAAAGGCUCACAAAACGCAAGCGAAUACUGCAGUUGCGGAUGGCCGGAGAACAUGCUCAUCCCCAGAGGAACCCACAAGGGAAUGGACUUCGAGCUGUUCGUCAUGCUCACAGACUACACCGUAGACAACCCUGAGGGCGCUGCCAACAAGACUAUUUGCAACGAUGCAGUAAGCUACUGCGGUGCUAAGGACCAGAAAUACCCUGACAAGAAGCCUAUGGGAUUCCCCUUCGAUCGCCCGAUCCAUGCUCGCACAGCUGCCGAAUUCCUCACAGAGAACAUGAUACUCCAAGAUGUCAAAAUCAAAUUCUUGGGCUAAGCGCAAAACAUAUGAACUACUUCACCACUAUUUUUUUUUCAGAGCAAAAUGGCAGCAAUCAAGUUUUUAAGAGUUAUUUCAACAGUCUUGUCAGUUACAAUCUAGUUUGGAAAUAAAACUAAAUAUUUAUU
Molecule: messenger RNA, 2079 nt
Organism: Uloborus diversus
Lineage: Eukaryota; Metazoa; Arthropoda; Arachnida; Araneae; Uloboridae
Product: hemocyanin G chain-like
Exons: 9
Coding region: 71-1948 (625 amino acids)
Molecular function (GO): oxidoreductase activity
Source: RefSeq, a predicted model, not a curated record